Molecule: messenger RNA, 920 nt
Organism: Sinocyclocheilus anshuiensis
Lineage: Eukaryota; Metazoa; Chordata; Actinopteri; Cypriniformes; Cyprinidae
Exons: 2
Coding region: 65-679 (204 amino acids)
Source: RefSeq, a predicted model, not a curated record
CGGUGAGCAAAACAACACCACAGAAGAGAUUUCUGCAACUACAACUAUAUUUGAUAACAAAGAGAUGAAGCCCAUGCUGCAAAAGAUCACAACUAUAUCCCAGCUAGAAGAGUGUGGAUUCGGUCAGCCUUGGCCCAGACAUGGACUCAAGCUCUUGUACUGGUUUGCUAAAGACUGUAUUUGGAUUAAUGAUGAUGACGACAUGUUUCUGGCAUGUGACCCGGCAAAGGAAGACUUCGGCUUUCACCUCUUUGAGAACAGAUACACUAAAUGUAAAGGGAAACUUCUUCCAGAUUUGGAGUUUCCCUACUACUUGCUGGGCAAUCUGAAUUCACCAGGAGCUGAUAUCCUGCCAAACUACAUCAAGGAACACAACACCGGCCAGCAAGACGACAGCAACGUGGACCGCAUCAUUGUCACCGCUCACGGAGAGUGGAGGUUUGGGAAAAUUUACGUGACCACGCACAAAGAUCAGUCAAGUUUUGAUCCAUACGCCACAUUUCAUAUCUCCAGGAGCCUCCUGAAGAACAUCAAAUCAUUCCAGAAUCUAGAAGACUUUCUGCAGACCAUUGGAUAUCAGAAGCCAGAAUUCCGGAUGGCUAUGUUGAGUAUUAGCGAUGUUUACGCAGAUACUGAUACACCAUCUCGAAACUGUGUCUGUAGCUGUACCAUACUCUGAAAUUAUUUGGGAGGAAAAGUUGCAGGGAAAGUCUCUGAGAGGCUUUUCACACUGGGUAAAGGAACAAUUCACACUAUUAAUUUAGAAGUGGGUUAUGAAACCCCUUUCCGGAGCAGGAUCACCACCGCUUUUGCACCACUAACACCGCAUUUAUGGCUAGACAUUUAGCAACCGACAGUCAAUCAUGUGCCUCAUAAAACCCUUUCACACAUACAGUAUUUACUGGUAAAUUAAUAUUAAG